AUGGACAAUCCCCUUAGGACGCCGGAAAGUGUUCACUCGCAUCUACUUUUCAUUCUUAGUACAUCGUAUUUGCUGCUUAUCAUAUUCAUUUUCAUCGGCGGCUUGAAGACCUUUGAGGUACUUGGAGGUGAUACAUCGGGAAAGACAGCAGAAGAACUUGGAGAGCAAAUUCAAGCAAUCCUGGUGCUAAUUUCGUUCGCACUGCAUUGUGCAGCUCUAGUAUGCACCAUUAUUUGUAUACUGUUUAAUAAUAUUCCAAAAAUCAGGGUUAAGAUGCCAACAAUUGUAGUUGUCGUUAUUCUUAUCUUUGCCGCUUCCUUCAAUGCAAUCGCAGCUAUCCUACUAUUCAUACACAAACCGAAGGAUGAACAGCAGAUUCCUGUUAUGCGUGCAGCUGCGAUUGUGUCCUCUAUAGCCACUAUGUUCGCUAUUGGAUUAUUGGCAUUAUUUUACAAAAGAAUUCCAAAGGGUCAGCAGAAGUUACAGAGGAUGGAAAGCAUUCCAGUGCAAGUCGGACCACCACCUGGUCCUCCACCUCCUCCACCUUUUAUGCCUCCUCCACCCCCUCAAUCACCUUUACAAGCACCACCCAGCGGAGAUUACUUCAAACCUUGA
Molecule: messenger RNA, 615 nt
Organism: Cylicocyclus nassatus
Lineage: Eukaryota; Metazoa; Nematoda; Chromadorea; Rhabditida; Strongylidae
Source: the annotation of a GenBank genome assembly